Messenger RNA from Kalmanozyma brasiliensis GHG001, 855 nucleotides. RefSeq names its product Altered inheritance of mitochondria protein 19. The transcript has a single exon. The record is from RefSeq and is a predicted model, not a curated record. NCBI's taxonomy places the organism in Eukaryota, Fungi, Basidiomycota, Ustilaginomycetes, Ustilaginales. Gene Ontology annotation, cellular component: mitochondrion. Bases 1 to 855 code for a protein of 284 amino acids.
AUGCAGGCGCUUCCAUCGAAGGCGGAAGGAAACGGCGGCUGGCUGCAAAUCAGCGUUCGUGCGCUAGGCUUGUACGCUCAGACGAGCACUCCCGCCUACUGCCUUGCCGCCCUCUUCGCUCUCUCCUCCCCGUUCGGUUUCGCCUCGCCUGCCCAGGCCGCCGCAGAAGCAGCAGUCAAGGCGCAACGUCAGCAACAGCUUGCUCAGGUAUCGGCUGCAGCGUCAGCUCAAGGGUCGAACGGUCUGGUCGCACGUCUCAUCGCCAAUGCUCAAACGCAGAAAGCUGCCAAGGCUCAAGCACAGGCUCCGUUACGCACAGUACCGCCUUUCUGGCAGCUGGCUUUCUUCGCCGCUGCAUUCGGUACCGGCGGAUACAUCAUUGAUCAGGGCGAUGCACUGAAUGGAAGCGGUGUAGUCUCAGCUUGGUCGCUGACCUAUCUGCUCUUCAAGACGUUGCCGUCCAUAAGACAGCUUCCGAGGAAUCCGCUCGCGCUCUCUCUCUCGGCCGCAGUGCUCACUCUUGGUAUUGGUAUACACGGCAGUCACUACUUCGACAAGACGAGCUGGCAAGGAGCUAAACCGUCCCUGACAGGAGCCGGAAACGAUGCAAGGGCCAGCACAGAGGGCAGGUCGAAGCUGAUCACUUUCGACACUGUCGGAAGGACGGAGCAGGAUAACGGACCGAGAAGCAUCUUUGCCGGCCGAAAAUCGUCCUCAACCGCAACACCAUCAGCAGCUCUCGAUCAGAAUGCAAGCACAGAAGGCUCAAGGGUCGAGUCAAUACGCAAUAACGACGGUGCCAGAACAGCUGCCUAUUUGCAUCGUCAAGGCGGAGCACAGCAAGUCGUUCCAUGA